UCAACGUUCUGCUGCUGCUGCUGCUGCUCGAGCGACGGACGACGAGGUGGGGUCGCGCGCUGGCGAUGGCGAGGAUAAGGAGCUCGUGCGCGCUCGCCUCAUUGAUUGAUUGAUUGAUUGAUUGAUUGAAGGAUUGAUCGACCGAAGAGAGGAGGAGGAGGAGGAGGAGCGAGCAGCAGUCGCUGAGCUCGAGACGAAACGAGGCGUGGCGAGGUGAGAUUUGAGAUUGGAUGAGAUGAGGUGAGAUGAGGAGCAGGGGCUGCCGAGGGAGCGCGAGGGAAGGCGGGGCGAGGAGAGGAGACGGGAUUUUGUGCAUUUAGUGGUGAUGGGGUUGCAGCAGCUGGCGCUGGGAUUCGGUCCCGGCCAGGCUUCGGUGGUCGUUUCGAGCCGGAGGAGUGCAGUGGGCGAUUGGGGGAAUUUUUCCACGAGGCCGCAGCAGCAGCAGCGUGCUUGGAGGAGGAGGACGGGCGAUUCGCGAGUAGGGCAAUGCAGGUGUUUAGCAGGAGGGCCGGGAGUGGGAGCAGCAGCAGGGGUUGUAGAGAUUGUGGAGAAAUUGAAUGCUUUGGUGCUCGGGGUGGGAGUGGGGUUGCCCUGUCAGGUGAUGGAUUGUGGGGACGUGGUGUACCGAAGCACGCUGCCCAAGCAGGGAUUGAUUAUCACGGCUCCCGGAGUUUUUUUAGCUGUUCUCAUCGCCACCUAUUUGUGGGCUCAACCUGGAGUGGCUCCUGGCUUCUGGGACAUGUUUGUGUUGGCUAAACUCGAGCGAAUUAUCCGCCCCUCGUACAAAAAGGAGGACUUUGCUUUGGGGAAGAAGCUCGGAGAGGGUGCCUUUGGAACAGUGUACAAAGCCUCACUUGUAAAGAACAAGGGCGGAAAGUCUGAAUCAGAGCUGGUCGUGAAGAAAGCGAAUGAGUAUGGAGCUGUUGAAGUCUGGAUGAACGAGCGUGUGCGGAGGGCUUGUAGCAGUAGCUGCGCUGACUUUAUUCACGGCUUUCGUGAGACUUUGAAUAAAGGUAAAGGGGAAGAGUUUUGGCUAGUCUGGCGAUACGAAGGUGAUGCUACUCUCGAUGACUUAAUGAAGGACAAGAACUUCCCUUAUAACGUGGAGGAGAUGAUAUACGGAGAUGUUAAUGAGCUACCGAAGGGUCCAGAGCGAGAAAACAGGAUUAUAAGGACGAUGAUGCGCCAGAUCAUGUCAUCACUGAAAAAUCUUCAUGCAAUCGGCAUCAUACAUCGGGACAUCAAACCUCAAAACAUCAUCUUCUCUCAAGAGGCCAAAACGUUCAAGAUUAUUGAUCUUGGUGCUGCCGCUGAUCUACGAGUGGGGAUUAACUAUGUGCCCAAGGAGUUUUUGCUGGACCCUCGGUACGCCGCACCUGAACAGUAUAUCAUGAGCACCCAAACUCCCUCAGCACCCCCACCACCUGUAGCAGCUGCACUGUCACCAGUGCUGUGGCAGAUGAAUGUUCCGGACAGGUUUGAUGUGUACAGCGCAGGACUCAUUUUUCUCCAGAUGGUGUUCCCAAAUCUGCGAACCGACAGCCCCCUGAUCCAGUUUAACCGCCAACUGAAGCGAUGUGAUUACGACUUGGUGGCAUGGAGAGAGUUGACCGAGCCUCGUGGAAACGCCGACAUUCGUCGGGGCUUUGAAAUUCUAGACUUGGAUGAAGGAGUGGGCUGGGAGUUGCUGCAAGCCAUGGUGCGUUUCAAAGGCCGACAGAGGAUCUCUGCUCAACAGGCCCUGGAUCACCCGUACUUCAUCCGUGACGGACUACUGGGAACAACUCUGCUGCAGAAGCUGCGGUUACAGCUCAUCAGAGCCAGCUUCCAGGACCGAGGUGAAGCGUUUGCAUGGGUUCAAAAUCUGAUGGCAAAAUCUGGAACCAAAAGCGUCGGUGGAUUCACCGAAGCCGAGCUACAAAAGAUGAAGGAGAAGGAACCAAAACCGAAAGAUACAUUACAACGGAACGCCUUGGCCUCUGCUUUGAGAUUGCAGCGGAAGGUAGCGCGGACAGUGGCAGAGACUGUAGUUGAGCCUGCGAACAAGAGGAACUGGUGGAACCGUUGGGAGUCGAAGGAGUCAUGAAUUAGUCGAGCUCGUCAGGUUGAGAUCCUGGGAAGAAAGACGACGAUGAUCUCGUCCUGAAUUGAAGAGUCUAGAUAAUGGAGUGCAGACCUUGAUUCCUACCUUCUGUGUCUGUGCUUGGAUCUGGAGCAAAGGGAACAACAAUAUUCUGGAGAAUGCAGCUAAGAUCAUCCAGAUUGUACUGUAAAGCCCUCAUUCCAGUGGGGGUUAUGUCUUCCAUAUUGUAUCAUACAUCAAAUCUAGGGGUACACAGCAAGCGAUUGCUUGUUCAAGUUUCUCCCAUUGUCAUUCUCGUGCUAGUUUAGGCUUUUGUGAUAAUUCUGAUUUCAUGUAAAAAAUUCUUGGGCUUUCUGCAUCAUUAAACUCU
Molecule: messenger RNA, 2453 nt
Organism: Marchantia polymorpha subsp. ruderalis
Lineage: Eukaryota; Viridiplantae; Streptophyta; Marchantiopsida; Marchantiales; Marchantiaceae
Source: the annotation of a GenBank genome assembly